AACUUAGACCAUUUCCAACCUUUGACCCAAGAAGUCUUCUCUACUUGUAAACCAGUCCUUUAUGAUCCAUUUAAUCAAUUCAUAUGCACCAAUUGUGAAGAGCUCCCAAAAAUCUCUACACCAUCACUAUGGAGACGAUGACAAAUAGGCUCUACAACGCAGCAUACGAAGGGAGUGUCACUGCCUUGCUCGAAUUGCUUCAACAAGACAGACUGAUUCUUGACAGGAUGGCAUCCCUAAAUGGUAUUACAGAGACUCCUCUGCAUGUGGCAGCAAUUCUGGGUCACACGGAUUUCGUGAAGGAGAUUUUGCACCGAAAGCCUCAACUUGCUAAGGAAUUGGAUUCCAAACGCUCAUCGCCGCUUCACUUGGCAUCGGCAAAAGGGCAUGUUGAAAUAGUAAAAGCGCUUGUAGUUAUCAGCCCUGCUUUGUGCCAUGCUGGAGAUAGAGAUGGUAGAAACCCAAUCCAACUAGCGGCGAUGAACGGCCGGGUUGAUGUGCUAGUGGAGUUGCUCAGAGUGGCUCCGGAUGCGGCUCGGAACACCGCCGGACAGGGCGAGACUAUAUUGCAUCUUUGUGUGAAACACAAUCAGCUGGAAGCUCUUAGGCUUUUGGUGGAGGUGAUGGGUGAUUAUGAGCUUGUGAAUGCGAAGGAUGAUUACGGCAUGAACAUCUUACACCUCGCAGUUGCUGAUAAACAGAUUGAGACGACCAAGUUUCUGGUUACCAGCACAAAAAUCGAAGUGAAUGCUGUGAGCGCAAAUGGGUUCACGGCGUUGGACAUUUUGGCACAGAGUCACAGAGACAUUAAAGACUUUGACAUUUCAGAGUGUCUUCGAAACAUGGGAGCUUUACGAACAACGGAAAUACCCCCACGUGGCGGCCGUUGAAGGAGUACUCCAAAUGACGGUGGAUAUAUAGAAGAAGCAGCAUCAGAACAGAAGAAAUUGCAGCGUAAGAAACACCCAGAGGAGUGGCUUACAAGGAAACGAGAUUCGUUGAUGGUGGUGGCUUCGCUGAUCGCAACGAUGGCAUUUCAAUCGGGAAUAAGCCCUCCUGGUGGACUCUGGCAAGAUGAUUCUACAGGAGAUUCCCAAGGUAACAACGCCACCACUGCUGCACACACCGCAGGCAAAUCAGUUAUGGGUGACAAAGAUUCGACCCAGUACGAAUUCUAUCUCUAUUCCAACACAAUUGGUUUUGUUGCAUCGUUGAGCAUAAUCUUGCUGCUUGUGACCGGAUUGCCCUUCAAGCAGAAAUUUUUUAUGUGGCUUUUAACGGUGAUUGUUUGGAUCACAAUCACAGCCAUGGCACUUACUUACGUAGUCGCUAUACUCUAUUUCACACCAGAUGGACAGGCCGAACUGGCCUCUCGAGUAGUUAAAUAUGGAGUCACUGCUUGGUGUGGCGUAAUGGCUGUGGUUUUGCUUCUGCAUACCAUUCGUGUCAUCUUAAAUUUGUUCCGCAAGUUGGAUCAUUUAGCGGGCAAAUAGGGCCGGCCCAAACUUGUGUUUCGUUUUGAGUAGAGAAUUAUUCUAUUUUCCUUGCAGAAUAAUUUCUGUAUCAGCAUAAUUUGUCCAGUUCUAUAAAAAAAAAAAAAAAGAAAAAAAAGUGUGCAUUAUUUAGCUUGUCAGUUGGUUUGUAAAAGUAGAUUGUUUGCAUCUUGUUUACUGGUCUAUAAGAGGAAGAAGGCUUUUAGUGUGAUCUCAAGUCUUGUAUGAAAAUUCUUCUUUCAAUAUAUUAAGUGUUUUUUUUCCA
Messenger RNA from Ziziphus jujuba (common jujube), 1758 nucleotides. Its product is annotated as ankyrin repeat-containing protein BDA1. The record is from RefSeq and is a predicted model, not a curated record. The transcript has 2 exons. Bases 129 to 890 code for a protein of 253 amino acids. Gene Ontology annotation, molecular function: protein binding. NCBI's taxonomy places the organism in Eukaryota, Viridiplantae, Streptophyta, Magnoliopsida, Rosales, Rhamnaceae.